AAUUUUUAUACAAUUUAAAUUUGUCAACGCCUAAUCAAACAAAAAAUAUCUGCAAACGUUUCAAUUGCUAGCUUAUUGGCUGCCAAACUCUGAUCUUCCUUCUCCCCUUGUUGCUUCGAUUUCUUUGCCGUCGUUCUCAUCUCUGCAGAUCUGAUCUUUUGAUUUUCCCUCACAUCUGUGUUGAAUUCUCACUGAAGUGCCCUGCGGUGGUGAUUUCGGUUCGGAAUUUCGGGUGAUCGGAAACGGCCGCGAAUUCUAGGGUUUCUCCGGAGGAGAAGGAGCAGCGAGGCGGAGGAUGGCGGCAGCGAGGACGGCGAGGUCACGAGCCACGCCGGCGAAGGAGAAUGGCGUCAGAGUCGAGGAAGUCUUGAGUGUGUUCAAGUCCGAUAAGUUUGAUGCCGAUGCUUAUGUGCAAUCGAAAUGUUCACUCAACGAGAAGGAUGUAAAGCAAUUACGCUCUUAUCUUUUGGAUUUGAAGAAAGCUUCUGCUGAAGAGAUGUGCCGAAGUGUUUUUGCUAAUUAUUCGGCUUUUAUACGCACAUCAAAAGAGAUAUUAGAAUUGGAUGGGGAGCUAUCAUCAAUCAGAAAUCUUCUAUCCACUCAGGCUACUCUAAUUAAUGGCUUAGCCAAUGGGGUUAACAUAGACAUCGAUAAAGUAUCUGAAGAUUCUGUUGCAAAUGGCAUGUUAUAUUUUAAAGAUGAGGACCACUCCGAUCUGAAGAAAUGGGCUGCAGAAUUUCCUGACCACCUUGAUGUUCUGUUGGCUGAAAGGAGAGUGGAUGAAGCUCUGGCGGCUUUUGAUGAAGGAGAAAGUAUAUUUUCUCAAGCAAAUGAAAAGAGCACCUUGAGCUCUUCUAUGCUUUCAUCUCUUCAGUUUGCUAUCGCAGAACGCAAGCAGAAGUUGGCCGAUCAGCUUGCUGAAGCUACUUGUCAACCCUCAACCCGAGGUGGUGAACUUCGGUCAGCUAUACUAGCUCUCAAAGGACUUGGAGAUGGUUCCCGUGCCCAUACUUUGCUACUUAAUGCCCAUUUUCAGAGAUAUGAGUACAACAUGCGAAGUCUUCGUCCAUCCAGCGCCUCAUAUGGAGGGGCAUAUACUGCUGCUCUCUCUCAGCUUGUAUUUUCGGCUAUUUCUCAAGCAUCCAACGAUUCACUGACAAUAUUUGGGAAAGAGCCAGCUUAUACUUCUGAGCUUGUAACUUGGGCAACAAAGCAUACCGAGGCAUUUUGCCUUCUUGUUAAAAGACAUGCCUUAGCCUCUUCUGCUGCGGCUGGAGGACUAAGAGCUGCUGCAGAGUGUGCAAAGAUAGCUCUAGGGCAUUGUUCUUUAUUGGAAGCUCGAGGUUUGUCUCUCUGUCCCGUGCUUCUAAAGCACUUCAAGCCUGUUAUCGAACAGGCAAUUGAGGCCAAUCUAAAACGAAUUGAAGAAGGCACUGCCGCUAUGGCUGCGGCAGAUGAUUGGGUGCUUACAUAUCCUUCUGCUGGUAGUCGUCAUGCUAGUACUGCAUUUCAAAAUAAGCUUACGCCAAGUGCUCACUGGUUUAAUCUCAUGGUUCAGGAAUUCUUUGAGGAUGCAGGACCUCUUCUAAGUAUGCAGCUGGGCAGUAAAGCAUUGGAAGGUCUAUUUCAAGUUUUCAACUCAUAUGUAAACGUGCUUAUAAGAGCAUUGCCCGGUUCAAUAGAAGAAGAAGAGGCAAACUUUGAAGGCUCUGGAAAUAGGAUCGUCCGAAUGGCCGAGACAGAAGCCCAGCAACUUGCAUUACUUGCAAAUGCAUCGUUUUUAGCGGAUGAACUUCUGCCACGGGCUGCCAUGAAGCUCUCUCCUCUUGAUCAGGCUGGUUAUCAAACGGACGACCAAAGAAGGCCUUCAGAUAGGCAAAAUCGUAAUCCUGAACAUCGAGAAUGGAAGAGACGCUUAUUGAGUACAGUCGACAGAUUAAAAGAUGCAUUCUGUCGUCAGCAUGCGUUAGACCUCAUUUUCACGGAGGAAGGAGAAAGUCAUUUGUCUGCUGAGGUGUAUAUAAGCAUGGAUGGAAAUGCCGACGAUAUCGAGUGGUUCCCGUCUCUGAUAUUCCAGGAGCUUUUUUCGAAACUUCAAAGGAUGGCUAGUCUUGCAGGAGAUAUGUUCGAAGGAAGAGAAAGAUUCGCAAUGUCGCUAUUGAUGAGACUAACAGAGACUAUUAUUUUAUGGCUCUCCGGAGAUCAGAUCUUCUGGGAUGACAUCGAAGAAGGUCCUAGACCUUUGGGUCCUCUUGGCCUUCGACAGUUGUAUUUGGACAUGAAAUUCGUCAUGUGCUUUGCAUCCAAAGGUCGUUACCUGUCAAGAAACUUGCACCGUGGCACUAACGAGAUAAUUACCAAAGCCGUGACUGCUUUUGCUGCAGCAGGGAUGGACCCGUACAGCGAGCUCCCGGAAGACGACUGGUUCAACGAGAUAUGUUUGGAUGCGAUGGAAAGAUUGAGCGGAAAAUCGAAAGGGAAUAGCAUAGAACCCAACAGCCCGACCGCCUCGGUCUCUGCCCAGUCUGUUUCAUCGGUUAGAUCUCAUGGAAGUUACUGAACCUAUGCUUUGCAUCUUCAUUGUACAUUAGACGAGUGAGUAGGAGGUUAGUAAUGAUUCUUUUUUUUAUUUGCUAGCUAUUCUUUAUUUUACCCAAAGAUUGCAUUUUCUUCUCUUAACCAUGUUUUUGGAUAACAUUCUUUAAUUUCUCAGACUGUUCGUGAUUUUUGUUUUUAUGUUGUGUAAAUAUUUUGGGCUGAUUGAUUUGGUUACAAGGUGACCCUUUUAUUAUUCUUUGAA
Messenger RNA from Tarenaya hassleriana, 2800 nucleotides. Its product is annotated as exocyst complex component EXO84B. Gene Ontology annotation, cellular component: exocyst. Gene Ontology annotation, biological process: Golgi to plasma membrane transport; intracellular protein localization; exocytosis. Lineage: Eukaryota; Viridiplantae; Streptophyta; Magnoliopsida; Brassicales; Cleomaceae. The transcript is spliced from 7 exons. Bases 296 to 2560 code for a protein of 754 amino acids. The record is from RefSeq and is a predicted model, not a curated record.